This is a messenger RNA of Juglans regia (Persian walnut), 1293 nucleotides long. RefSeq names its product dof zinc finger protein DOF1.2-like. Gene Ontology annotation, biological process: regulation of DNA-templated transcription. Gene Ontology annotation, molecular function: DNA-binding transcription factor activity; DNA binding. Bases 214 to 1104 code for a protein of 296 amino acids. The record is from RefSeq and is a predicted model, not a curated record. Lineage: Eukaryota; Viridiplantae; Streptophyta; Magnoliopsida; Fagales; Juglandaceae. The transcript has a single exon.
CAUGAAUGAAUCCCCCACACAUGCACACUCGGCCUCCCCCAAUUUCCCAAUCCAAUUGCUUGCUCCCAACGCCUCCCCCCAACCGCCCACGUUCCAAGCUCCCCCACAUAUAUGCUCUUGCUCUCAGUCUCACACACGCCUAUAUCUCCCUAUCUCCCAACCCCAAAACGUAUACCCAGAACAACUACUGGUUUCGAUUAUUGGUAUUGAAGAAUGUUCACAACUUGUGGCGGCCAUGACCAAAUGUUGCACCAUUUCUGCCCUCCUAGGCCAUUGGUAAUGGAUGGAUCAGGGUGGAGAACCAACGUUGAGCUCGCUCCAAACUGCCCUCGUUGCGCCUCUUCCAACACAAAGUUCUGUUACUACAACAACUACAGCUUGUCGCAGCCUAGGUACUUCUGCAAAGGUUGUCGGAGGUACUGGACCAAAGGCGGUUCCCUAAGGAACGUGCCUGUUGGUGGUGGUUGCCGUAAGAACCGGCGUGCCAAGUCUUCAAGGCUGCUGCAGAGGCAACGGGGUGCUUGGCUAAGUAGUAGUACUUCUCCUGACCAUAAUGGCAAUGACAAAUCUGCGGAUUCUUGCGAGUACUCUAAUGGGGAGGACUCCGCGUCUCAUCGAAGCGAAACCAGUGGCGCCGAUAUUGAUCUUGCCGUUGUUUUCGCCAGGUUCGUGAAUCAGAACCCGAGCACCGAGCCGGAGUUCAGGACAGUCCCGGAAUUGCGGCCUGAUGAUCAUUCCAACGUACUGGCCGACUCUUCGCCAAGUUCUUUAAACCAAGGUGACGAUGAUCAGCAGCACAAGACAGCGUUCGAGUACCAUGAGAAACCCAUUAAUGGAGGAGAGGCUGAUCACAUGCUACUCGAAGGAUUUCCUCGGGAAGAGAAAGUUAAUGAUCAAGUAUUCAUUGAAGACGAUGUGAACGCAUUUGGGUUUCAGAAUUUGUUGGAUGAUGAAGUGGUGCAAGAUGCUUUGUGGUCCGAUGAUGCUACAGCUAAUUUGACAAAUUUCAUGUGGUGUGCAGAUCAGUCAAGGACGAAUCUAAUCACCGAUGGUACUUGGAGUUCCUUGGAUUUCUCAGGUUUCGAGGUUUUCUCAAGACCUUGAUCAAGCGCAAGCUAGCUGGAACAAUCACAUUUUUAUUUAUUAAAUUUUUUUCCUACGAGUUCUUCUUCUUCUUCUUCUUCUUCAAGAUAGAUCAAUUACAUGACAUGAUGUCCAUUGAAGUGUUAAUUGUAUGGACGUUAAUAAUAUAUACUUUAAUGGAAACAUAAAAUAAAGGUAUAUAAUUGACUA